CUAAACUCAAAUCCUCAAGGUCGCUCCCAGAGAUGCCUAAUAUAAGCAGCGGGUGAUUAGAUCCUCCUGCUAAAAUGUGAUAUAUGAUGUGUUCUGCUAAAGUUGCCGACGUUAUUCCAGCUGUUGUCGCCUGGAGUCUUAUAGUAGGUAUCACGGCGGUAUACCUCACCUUCAUGUAACACAGUUUUUACCUAUAUUACUCACUCUUAAAUAGUUGCUUCCAGUUCGCUGCAACUUACUCCUGGUCUAUAUUUGUUCUUCAUGCUAUCCUAGUUUUUUAUGUGUUAUGCUGUCUAACGCGAACAACUUUCAUGGACCCUGGUUAUUUUCCUUUCGCAACGGAAGGAGAGGCUGAAUAUGAAGAAACCAAGUCUGCUCCUGUUCAUCGUGAAUAUAAUAUUAAUGGAGUAUUGGCCAAAGUCAAGUGGUGCAGUACAUGUUUGUUCUACCGUCCCCCAAGGUGUUCACAUUGCUCUAUUUGUAACCGGUGUGUGGAUACUUUUGAUCAUCAUUGUCCUUGGGUCAAUAACUGUAUUGGAAAAAGAAACGCGCGUUACUUCUUCAUGUUCUUAAUUUCGCUUACACUUCAUAUGAUUGCCGUGUUUAGUGUAACCCUAGCAUCAUUAUUACUUAACGAUCAGCCGAUCGUAUUCUAUACAAAUAUUAUACGAAUUAUUACACUUUCUCUAGUUGGUGUUAGUUUUAUUCCGGUUUUUGGACUAACUUCAUUCCAUGUAUAUCUAAUAUCCCGAGGAAUGACAACCAAUGAACAGGUUACAGAUAAAUUUCGUGGACUGUUAAAUCCAUUUACAUUGGGUUGUUUGUUAAACUGGCGGAGAUUUUGUUGUGAACCUCAAUUUCCUCGUCGUUAUUUGGAAGUAGUUCCAACCAAAUCCCGUCGUAUUAAAUAUUUUAAAUUGAGAAAAAGUAGAUUUAGCAAAUUCAAUCAUUUCAUGAUUAGUAGCGGUGGCGCUGAUCCCGGGUGUACUGAUGAUGCCGCUAUCAGUACAUACACAGAAUCAAAUCAUAAACUACUCAUGGAUCAUAUACAUAGUACAACUACCAGUGAUAAUAAUAAUCAUAAUUAUAGUACUGAGAAAGACACUAUGCUUGACAAUACUGAUACUAAAAUGCCUAAUAUCAACAGUAAUACAUUCUAUGACAAAAAAUCACUUGGUGGUGGAAAAUAUUUAUACACUUUAAAAGUUCCACAAAACCAUUCACAUCAUCAUCCACGUCAACAACUAACUAGUCAGAAUCAAGGUAGUACUCGAUCAACAAAUCAAUUGAUACCACGUGGACCAUUAGUUUGUGAUAAUGAAGAACCAUUAUCUUCGAUUAUUAAUAAUUUAACAUCAAAUCGUAAUAAUGUAAUGACAACAGCGAUAACAACAGCAACAACACCGACUGGAAACCAUAAAUUGGAAGGUAAUAAUGAUACUUGCUCAAUUAAUGAACAAAAUCUACCAUGUACUAAUGCUAGGCCAUCCGCUGAUUCACUCGGUACUUUAGACAGUGCAUAUCAACCACAUCAUCAAAAUUCAUGUAAUAACAGCGGCAAAGUAUUGGUAGACACUGCCAGUAUUAGUCUUUCAGGUUGGAGUGAAGAUGCAGUUUCGCUGAAAACAUUAGAUCGUCUUAUCGGUAUUACACGUCAUCACCAUCCAACGAUUGGAGGAAAUGACAGUGCAAUAGCCACAAGUAUUGGUGGGGGUGGGGGUGGUGGAGGUAGUAGUGGUCCAACUUAUUUAACUGUUGAACGUAUUCAAGAAAAUGGGGAAUCACUGAUAGAUUCUUCAACUUCCGUUCUGGAUCGAAAUAUUUCAACUGAUCAAGAUUCAACACACCUUUUUAAUUUUAACGGUUCACAUAUAAAUGGUUAUACGGGUAUAUUACCUACUUCUACAGCUGAUUCAAUCAGUCAACAUUUUACGCAUACACUACCUCUUUAUCAACAAAAUAUUGUACGUUCACUUGGUGAGAAUGACUCCUACUGUAAUUUCUAUGAUGGAAGUGUGACAGGUGUUAUUGGGAAUGAAACCAGUGGAACUGUUGGAGUCAAUGUUAUACCAUCAUCUAUUAACUCUUUAUCGAAUACGUUCAAUCAUGUAGAUAAUUCUUUAUCAGUUAAUGAUAAUUAUCAUGUUAAUUACUCAAACACGAACGAUAAUAAUUCUUUAUUCAAUUCUAAUCCAUUAUCGAUUAAUAGUAGUACUAAUCAUCCAAUCACCAGUAGAAAUCGAACACAAUAUUCUACCACUACUACUACUAAUAAUAAUAAUGGUGGAUCUAUGUUUAUGGUAAAUGAACCACAUAUUUCCGCUUCUAAUAAUUUAGAAUUAUUGAAUCCUUCACGUUCAACAAUUAAUGCUACUACUACUACUAAUAAUAAUAAUAAUAAUACUCAACAUGGUUCCAUUGAAUUAACUUACAUUCCGUCACUAUAUCAUACAAGAGAUAAUAGGAAUAUCAGUAAUAAUAAUGAUAAUGGUACACAUCCACUGGGAAAUUAUGCACAAGCAACAUUUGUUAAUCAAGUUUUUCAUGGACAGUCAUCUGAUCAAUCAUCGCCUAAUACAAGUCGAUUCAGUUUUAUUUUUUCACCAUUAGACGUUAAUGCACCUCAUGCAUCACAAGAGACUCUAAGUACAGCUACAUCACAAACAUCUAUUCCUCUACUUGCUUCACCAUCUAGUCCAAGAGGUUUUCUAUCAUCGUCUCAAUCUCACAACAACAGGAGUCCGGUAAAUGAUUCAUCAGCACCGAUCGAUUAUGAAACUGAUGACUAUUGUGUCAGUCGAACUGGUACGAUGCUACCAUCAAAUCGUAUGUCAAAUUAAAAAUAAUACAUUAUAAUUUCUAUGUUGUUGUUUGUUUGUUUGUUUGUCUUUAACAUAAUAUUCAUCAUUCAAUACCAGUUAGACUACGGCGAUGAAUACCGACUGCUUCCAAUAUAUUUCCAUACAUUUAUUGUACAACAUGAUACGUGAUAUUAUUGAUAUUGACAAGGUUUAUUCCAAUUCAUUGUUUCAUUAUCUCCAACCUUAUUUGUUUUCAUGAGUAGCAUUUGUUUAUCAAUCUAUCAAUUGAAAUAAGCAAAACGUUUCGAUUGUAUGUAUGUGUGUAUGUAUGUAUGUACGUGUGUACGUUUUUACAAUUUCUGUUUGUAUACAGCUCUUUUCUUUUUCGUUUUUCAUAUUAUUGUAUACACUGUAGAUAAAGGAUAUUAUUUACAUAAACAUACACAUUCAAGACUAAUAUUUCACUCAUUUGCACCUAUUAUACCAAUUCUUUUUUUCUGUUUACUACUCAUCAUUAACAUCCAUGUACACUCAAUUAUUCCUGUCUGAGUUUCAACUGUUUUACGUCUCUCUAUCUCUCUCUCUAUGUGUGUGUAUGUGUUUGUACUCAUAUACAUUCUUUUCCUAAAUGUCUAAUCUCUGUCUACGGUGAAUAUAUUUCUUUCGUGAAUGUAGACUUUUUUAUCUACCAAAUACUUAAUCAAUUAGUUUUACACUUUAUUUUCUCAUCGAUAUCAGUCAAUGCUACCGAGUGGUUGUUAUUAUUACUAUUAAUAUCAGUAUUCUCAAGUGUCCAUGUUCUCAUGUUUACGUCUGUGUAUUUGCAAAAAUUAUAAAAUAAGUUAUAAACUAUUUUCUUUUAGUUCAUUGAUUCCAGUUGUAAAAGAAAAGAACCCUAGAAUUCAUAUGUAAAUCUAAAUUGCAUUCUCUCAUGUAUAUGUGUGCAACAUAAGAUAUAUUUUUAUCAAAUUUCCAUUUGAUUGUCUUACAAACAUUGCCUACCUUCCUUUAGUGAAGUUAGUUAUCUUCAGUGUUCUCUCUACCAUUGGUGACACUUUCUGUCUUUAUUUAAUUUGUUCCCUCUCUUUUUUCUCCUAAUCUUGUUUUUUUAUCCCUUUCCGUUACUAUGGUGACCUUUUUCACCUCAGUUUCAGGUUACAGAUGUGUACUAGGAAUAAGUGAUUGAGUUAUUUUCAUUCCAUCAUUCAUUUUAUGUGAACAUAUAUCUGAUAUAUAUAUAUAUAUAUACGUGUGUGUAUCAGUUUGUGGUUCCAUGUGUUGCGUAUGCGGACCUCAGUGUUUUUGCAAAUGUUCUACUGUUUUGUAUGAUGAAAACGUGUUAUGCAACAUUUGACUAAUAUUUACAUAUAUGUAUCUAUUUGUAAUGUCUUCAUUUUGCUUACUACUUAUUUAGUUAGUUGCUUAAAAAUUUCUAGCGAAAUAGUUUUCCUGUUUACUGUCCUCAUUUUCAGUUUACAGAUUACUUGUUUAAGUCUGCUAUCACCUAUCUGAUGCCCAACUGAGUAUAUUACAAUUAAAGGAGAGAAAUUUCGUCAUAUGAAAAGUUGAGUAAUGUCAAUAUUAUGCAAUAACUGUUUGCUGUUAUAUGUUG
Molecule: messenger RNA, 4413 nt
Organism: Schistosoma haematobium
Lineage: Eukaryota; Metazoa; Platyhelminthes; Trematoda; Strigeidida; Schistosomatidae
Product: Zinc finger, DHHC-type containing
Exons: 9
Coding region: 312-2840 (842 amino acids)
Biological process (GO): protein targeting to membrane; peptidyl-L-cysteine S-palmitoylation
Cellular component (GO): Golgi apparatus; endoplasmic reticulum
Molecular function (GO): protein-cysteine S-palmitoyltransferase activity
Source: RefSeq, a predicted model, not a curated record